This is a messenger RNA of Cyphomyrmex costatus, 402 nucleotides long. RefSeq lists its product as uncharacterized. The record is from RefSeq and is a predicted model, not a curated record. The coding region runs from base 1 to 402 and encodes 133 amino acids. Lineage: Eukaryota; Metazoa; Arthropoda; Insecta; Hymenoptera; Formicidae. The transcript has a single exon.
AUGCGACCUUCUGACGUUACUCCCGCUAUCGCCGAAAGACUCUUGAACACGGUGUACAGCGCGAUAAAGAUCGCUGGUCCCGCAAAAUUUAAAGUAGGCGACGCGGUACGCGUGAGCAAGUACAAGACGAUCUUUGAGAAGGGUUACACGUCAAAUUGGACCAUGGAGGUGUUUCGAAUCGUCAAAGUACAGGAAACUAAUCCCGUGAUGUAUCUUCUGGAAGAUUACCGCGGAAAACCGGUCGCCGGAGGAUUCUACGAGCACGAGUUGCGUCGCGUCGCUAAUCCCGACGUGUAUCUCGUGGAGAAAGUACUGCGUAAGAAAGGAGACAAGGUGUACGUCAAGUGGCUGGGAUUCGAUGGAUCGCACAAUUCAUGGAUAAAUAAAAACGAUGUCGUUUGA